Pimephales promelas (fathead minnow) is the source of this 6762-nucleotide messenger RNA. The record is from RefSeq and is a predicted model, not a curated record. NCBI's taxonomy places the organism in Eukaryota, Metazoa, Chordata, Actinopteri, Cypriniformes, Leuciscidae.
GAUAUAAAUGCAAGUUAAUUGAUAAUGUACUACACAUGUGCUGCACAUUUAUGUGCACUUUAUCUGUGCAUAAAUCAAACCUAAAGAACCGUCGCAGGAAAGACAACACUAUUCUAUUCUGUUCUAUUCUAUUCAUAUAGAAUAGAAUAUCCAUUUGGUUGUGUUUUAAACUUUACCGACUGAUCAUAAAAGCACGCAUGAUGGAUAUGUGGCUCAUUUUACAAUCAGAACCUCCCGUGCGUUUUUUGGGGAUAAUCUUACGGAUUCCUCUAUGCAAGAAAGAGACUAUUUAGCCGUAUUCAAAUAACAGUUAAUAAGAACACGUCAAAGCUUCAGCAUAUUCCUUCAUCUGUUGACUGUGGAGGCUAGGAGGAGGGAUCUAAAGAGCAAGGUCUUAAGUAGAAGAAGCCCAUAGCUCAAAGACAACCUUGGCAAGCGAAACUAUUUUCACGAACCCAGGCACGCACGAGGUCGAGGCAGCGGUCACUUCUCGGGGCCUGCAUACUACAUUUCAUGAAUGUUGUUCCCAGGGUUCUCGAGCUGUGCCCAGCUGACAGGCUUUCAAAAAUGGCACAAUAACUGUUCCAGUGAUGCCUGACCAUGACAGCACAUCCCUCUUAAGCAGACAAACCAAGAGACGAAGAGUUGACAUAGGAGUGAAGAGGACUGUUGGGCAAACAUCUGUGGUUUUUACCCGCACAAAAGCAACCUUUUUUAGUGCCAUGAAUCCCCACGGUUCCGAUCAAGAUGUUGAGUGUUCAGUGGUGCAGCACGCAGACGGCGAGAAGUCCAACGUGCUUCGCAAGCUGUUGAAGAGGGCGAACUCUUACGAAGACGCUAUGAUGCCCUUUCCGGGGGCAACAAUCAUCUCCCAGCUCCUGAAAAACAAUUUGACCAAAAACGGAGGCAGUGAGCCUAAUUUCCAGGGAAGUGGCCUCUCGAGCACCGGUUCAGAGAUCCAGCAGGAGGAUGCUUGCAGCAACUCCUCGCGGGGCAGCCCUCAGGAGUGCCUUUCACCAUUCAACAGGCCCUCCAUGACCCAAUUUGAAAUGGAGAGGCUAACAGAUGAGCAUCUUAGGGCCAAACGAGCCCGGGUGGAAAACAUCAUCCGUGGGAUGAGCCAUUCUCCAAGCGUCACGCUCCGUGCUGGUGAUAACGAGCGUGAGGGGGCAGCCCAGCCCCCGAGUCCCCGUGAGAACUACCGGGAAAACAAGCGCAAGCAGAAACUGCCACAGCAGCAGCAGCAGAGUUUCCAGCAACUCGUCUCUGCCCGCAAAGAGCAGAAACACGAGGAGCGCCGGCAACUGAAGCUACAGCUGGAGGACAUGCAGAAGCAGCUCCGGCAACUGCAAGAGAAGUUCUACCAGAUUUACGACAGCACUGACUCUGAGAAUGAUGAAGAUGGAAACAUCUCUGAAGACAGCAUGCGUUCUGAUGGCAUGGACAAUCGUGCCCACGACUCGGUCCCAGAUCGCUCCGACAACGAGAUGUCUGACCUGGACCCGGGGCACUUCUUGGAUCGAGCACGCGCACUUAUUCGGGAGCAGAACAUGAUGGCGGAGGGGGACAAACCCAAGCGUGAUGGGUCACGAGGAAAGAGCCAGGGACCAACCUCCAUGCACGCAGAAGGCAAACAGCUAGCAGAGACGCUAAAACAAGAGCUCAAUACGGCAAUGUCCCAAGUUGUGGACACCGUGGUGAAGGUCUUUGCCAAGCCUCCACGCCCAGUUCCUCAGGUUUUCCCACCCCUGCAGAUGCCCCCUGAUCGUUUCGCAGUCAAUGGAGAAAACCCAAACUUCCAUACUGCCAACCAGCGCUUGCAAUGUUUCGGUGAUGUCAUCAUUCCUAACCCCCUGGACACUUUUGCUAGCAUGCAGGUGCACAACUCGAAUGACCAAACGGAGGCCCUGCCUUUGGUAGUGAGAAAGAACUCUUCAGAUCAGACUGGGUCUCUUCCCACACCCGGGAGUCACCACCACCAUUCCCUGCACCCCUCACCAUUAUCUUCCGCAAUGGGCUUUAGUCCUCCCUCUUUCCGCCAUCCUUUCCCCCUUCCUCUAAUGGGCUACCCUUUCCAGAGCCCCUUAGGUGGCCCAACAGGGCAUUACCCAGGAAAGGAUAGGUCUUCUCCCGAGUCUCUGGAUUUGUCCAGAGAGACCACCAGCCUGCGGACCAAGAUGUCGUCCAACCACCUCAGCCACCAUCGUUCCAUGUCACCAACACACCCAGGGAAUGAAGGCUUGUCCUUGUCCCUCAUCAAGUCUGAGUGCGGAGACCUCCAGGACAUGUCUGACAUCUCCCCAUAUUCAGGAAGUACAAUCCAAGAGGGGCUUUCUCCGAACCAUCUGAAGAAGGCCAAGCUGAUGUUCUUCUACACACGCUACCCCAGCUCCAACAUGCUGAAGAUGUUCUUCUCAGACGUGAAGUUCAACCGCUGCAUCACAUCACAGCUGAUCAAGUGGUUCAGUAACUUCCGUGAGUUUUACUACAUCCAGAUGGAGAAAUUUGCUCGGCAGUCCAUCAACGACGGCGUGACAGGGGUAGAAGAGCUGAGCGUGAGCCGGGACUGCGAGCUUUUCCGCGCUCUCAACAUGCACUACAACAAGGCCAACGACUUUGAGGUUCCGGAGCGAUUCCUGGAAGUGGCACAGAUCACGUUACGGGAGUUUUUCAAUGCCAUUGUGGCAGGCAAAGAUGUUGAUCCUUCCUGGAAGAAGGCCAUAUACAAGGUCAUCUGCAAGCUGGACAGUGAGGUCCCAGAGAUUUUCAAAUCUCCCAAUUGUCUGCAGGAGCUUCUGCAUGAGUAGUGAUUUGAAUUGCUUACCAAGUACCAUCCCUUCUUUUCAAGAAAUCUUUACAAAGUAAGAGGUAGCAUUCCUAUUUUUAAGUCCCGGCUACUUUUGAAUGACUUAGCUGUUCAUUUUUUUUUUUUUUUUUGUGCAUCUUUUUUGGAAAGUCUAUAAAAUUCUUGAUUGUUUUGACUGUAUUCAAUCCUUACCCAAUUUUCCUUGCCUUUAAAAUGGGCAUUACUAUGUUUACCACUCAAUGGUUAACACAUGGAACUGACACCCUGAAUUUCUCUUUUAUUGGUCAUUUUUUUUUUUUUUUUUUUUUUUUGUUGAGGGCUUUGUUUUAUCCCAGGAUGUUUGCAAUGUGUGAUGGUUUUACUAUUGCUGAAUAAGACUUGCAUUUGUAGCUUGUAUAGAUGUAAUUAUUAUUUAUGAUUAAUAUAAUUAUUACCAUUAAUGUUAUUCAUGCUUGCUACAAAAAAAAAAAAAGAAGGAAAAGAAAGACAAAAAAAUUGACAUGUGGUAUUCUUGUUUCUCAUGGCAAAUGCUACAGAAAAUAAAUUAUUCUUUGGACAAAAAAAAAUAAUAAUAAUAAAGAGGGGUAUACAUUUUCUAUGUGGGAAAUUCAUAUAUAUAUAAUAUAAAUUUAUAUAUAUAUAUAUUUGAUGUUAUUCUUGAAAGAAACAGCAUUAACUGUUUUUUUUUUUUUUUUUUUUUUUUUUUUUUUUUUUUUGGUUUAGCCAUUCUUCCAUGUUGGCUAGGGUCCAAUGUUCUUGUGUUUUGUGUCCACAUUGAUAGCACUGGCUCUAGGGAGGGAGGCCUACUCGUAGGUUUUUUUUUUUCCUUGACAGAGCAGCCUCUCCUGUAACUAAGCAACAUGGCCAUUUCAUACUGGGGCAAGCCAGUUCGGCACAAAAAAAAAUGGACGCCUUCCCACUGAGAAACCAUUCUUGCUCAUAAAAAGCACACUGUCACAACUGCUCGCAUAAACACACACACACACACAUUACUCUCAUACAUAGACGCUAAUUCACAAACACAAACACGUGCCGUACGGCAUCAAGGCAAGAGAAUGGUUGUUAUUGUUCAUUUUCUCCACCUGCUAGCUGGGAACACCUCUAUAAUUGGACUGUAAAUUUGGUAGAUUAUCUCAAGUUUGGUUUACACAGUAGAGAUUUUGGCUGAGAAUAAUUAGCGAAAGUUUUUUUUUUUUGUUUUUUUCUUUGUACGUACUGGAUUGUACAUAGUUUAUUUGUUAGAAUUGUACAGAUUUGCUUAAUAUUCACAAUCAUCUGAUUAUGCUGUGGCAGUGUACAGUUUAUCAGUAGUGAAACCAUGUUAAAGAGAGACAUUGUUUGUUUGAGUUCAAUUGUACAUUUCUAUAUGAAUCAUAUGAAUUUCUUUGAGUUGCAUUUUAGCCUGCUAAGAGAUCCACGUCAAUGUAACUAAUCACGAAAAUUAGCCUACCCUAGAGAGAAAAAAAGCACAGUUUCUUCUCAAAUCCAUGUUGACAAAAGAAAAGAGGGCCUUCAGACUCUUUGUGCAUCCCUUCCUAGUUCAUAAAUAAGAGUCUGCAGUAGAGGGCAAGGGCUGGACAUGUGAUCUGCUCUGGAAGCCUGUGCCGUUUGCAUUGGGCAAAUCCAGCUGAUGAAUUGAAACGCAGGCCGGCAAUUAUUGUCAGCACAAUGCCUUAAAAAACCUGCUGACUUCUAGAUUAAUGGGCACAAAAGAGCAUGAGGUGCUGUCAUUCUGUCGCCAGGGCUGGCAUCAUCCACAGCCCCCGGACAACGCACAAAACGCCAAGCUAUUCACUAUGCAUUGUAAAGAAGAGGAAAAACAAACCCCAAAAACAAAGUUUGGCCCUGUUCUCUUCUCAAGUCUCUCGCAAGGCUGUGCUGACCUACGUUCUCCUUUACAUGCAUUGUGAUAAAUAAACGAUUCUUUCAAGUCGUAAGGAAUUCUGUUAUCUCUAUUGAUGCUUUGCAACAUUUUCAACCCUGCAAUAUUUUAAUUUGCGCAUAAACUGGUGCUUAGUCGAAUUCAUCUGCUCAUAAUCAUCUAUAAAAACAGGUAAAUAGUGUAUUUCACGCAUUUAAUGAAUCUGUGUCUAUUACACCAGCAAAUUAUUUUUGUUUUUUAAUAAAAGAAAAUAAUACCAUAAAAUGGCACAGAAAUGAUACGAUUUGACUUGUAAAUCCUAGCAACAUAGAUCGACCUGGAAAAACAAUAGCACGAAUUGAAAUUGAGGGUUAUAUUCUCCUUCUUUUUUUCUUUUUUUUUGGAAGAAAAUGCCCUCGGGUAACAAACUAAAGUCCAACUUUUACAGCCCAUUUGAUGAAGAACAAGUAUGACGCUUAGUUCCCCAUGAAUCUGAUGUACUUUGAGCCAUUUACCGUAGCACAGAGGCAAUACGUGUGCAUAGGUGUGUGUGCGUGCUUACUUGGGCAUGUGCGUGUUUGCAGGGAGUGUGUGAUAUACACGCAUGAUAGUACGUUAGUUUUAGUUCCCAUAAUAACUUCUGUUUAUUUUCUUUUAUCUAUUGUUUCUCUUUUUGAACUUUUGUUUGUAUUUAUCACUGUACUGCAUCUUCAAGACAAACCAGAGUGAGGUUACGUUCAACAUCUUUUUUUUCUCUUCUUCUUCUUCUUGCUAUUAUACUUCUAGAAGUGUUAUGGUGUUUUAAAUGUUUCGAGUGGCUCUCGGUCGACUAUUUUUCUCCCCUUCAUCUCACCACCUCUUCAGGGUUGCCCGUCUAAGGUGUUCUCGCUCGGUCUGCAUUCAUUUGGUAUUGAAAUGAGAUGGAUCUGUUUGCGUGGUUACACAGGGUCAUUUGCUGUGUUGCUUUGUGUCGAAAAUCCUAAAUGUAGCCGUGUACAUUUCGCACUCCAUUAAGGACACUCUAUAGAAGAAGAAAGGAAAACCUAUCUGAAUAACCUUGAUUCAAAGUUUGGGUAUGAAGUACACUAUUGCUCAUUUACAUUUGACAUAAGAAACUUUGUUUUUUCAUGCAAUGGAGGAAAAAAAAAAAUCUGUCAUGUGGUGAUAUGUACAAAUCAAUUGCCAAACUCAGUUUGGGACUGUUUUUUUUAUUACAAAGAAAGACAUUACAGAAGAGAAAAGGAAGAAAGAAACUUUGUAUAUGACUAUAUUUCUCGGAAGGGAACAAUUAUUUGUACCGAAUGCAAUGUGUUACAAGACUCUUGACUCUUUGUAGAUCUGAUGCUGUAUUUAUGAGGUGUGUGUGCUCCCUGAAGGGUUUUAAACAUGAUUUCACUGGCUUUGACAUGUAUGUAAAUACAAACCGAAAAUGAGAAAACACUGCCUUUCUAUGAUUUAGCAAUAUGAUGUAAAUAGCAUUGUUAGGCUUUUUGUUUUUUUGUUUUUUUGUAUGAAAGAACUCUUUGAUUCUAGUAUGGUGAUUGCAGCUGAAACUGUUACAAUUUUCUUUAAUACGUUUUGAAGGACACAUACAUUGUUGACGGGAUAGCAUUGUGGAUUUUGUUGUCAAUUUGUCAUACAGAACUUUCAUAAUUUAUUGGUUUAAUUUAUCAUAAUUUAUUUGGUGAUGGUGUAAUUUUGGUAUUUCUGGGGAUGUAUUGUAAUAUUAUUUGGUAGAAAGAGACCAUAUAAAUGCCCUCCUAAGCUCCUUAACUCUGUAGAGACAUAAAGAAACACAUAUGUCCAGGUAGCCAUUGUAAUUUCAGACACUGUAGUCAUGAGAGACGCUUGAUGGGGAAAAAAAAAGAAAAAAAAAAGAUGUACAAAACAACUUUUCUUCUAUCUUGUUUGGGCGGGAAUUUGUGUUUUGAAGUUUUUAUUUCUAAUUACUUAAACAGACUUUUACCUUUGCUUUUUACCACCUACACAAUACAGUAGUCAAAGUGCCUCGUGUGCCUUCCAUCUCCUCGGAACUGAAUGUAUGUGCAGUAUAUAUGCAAGCUUGUGCAAAAUAAAAACUAAGUCCUAGAUCAGG